ACACAAUAACGGAGAUCCGAUUGGGCGACGUCAUAGGCAGCGCGACGGCCUGUGGGAAAGGGGCAGCGAGGGUCCCCGGUAAUAGAGUAGUGGAAUGCCCAAACAUGACCCUGAAAGAUUUUAACCGCUGGAACAUCAGGUUCUCAUUAGUGUACGCGGCUGGGAUCUGGGUAAUGAUCACCGGUUACGGUUACUAUUACAUAAAGAAGAAGAAGAAGGACGCAGUAACGAGUCACCUACAGCAAGAUUCAUUGGAUGAAAUGCAAGAUACUGCAGUGAUUUCUACCCAGGCAGAAGAAAGAAGACCCGGUCUCCAUAUUAAGAAUGCUGUUGUCUUCAAAGACGAUUUUGUUCCCUACUCCAGGAGAAUUUACAGUUUAGUGAGUCCGCUCUUCACCACUACCCCUGCUGCACCCGGAAGUGAUUCGCCAGACAAAUAAGUCCACUGGCUUGGAUUGUAGAUCUCAAGUACCCAGCGAGCUUUACUGGAUUUCCAGAAAGUUGGAUGUCACAAUUGAGGAGAUGUCACAAUUGAGUUGUAUAUAGACUGUAUUUGUACACUAAAUCAGCAGGCUGUUUCUGCACACUCAGUCUCAUACUGAAUGGCAUGUUUAACAUGCUCAUCAAAGUCUAAGACAAAUGUGUAGAACUGUCAUUGAUUUUGCUUUCUAUUUGCCAUGUUUUAAUGGAUUAUUUAAAAGAUCUGUGAGAGCAUCAAAUUACAAAAAAUGACUAUUAAGGCU
Molecule: messenger RNA, 743 nt
Organism: Xenopus tropicalis (tropical clawed frog)
Lineage: Eukaryota; Metazoa; Chordata; Amphibia; Anura; Pipidae
Gene: smim26
Exons: 2
Coding region: 105-440 (111 amino acids)
Source: RefSeq, a predicted model, not a curated record